Molecule: messenger RNA, 2259 nt
Organism: Saccostrea cuccullata (small rock oyster)
Lineage: Eukaryota; Metazoa; Mollusca; Bivalvia; Ostreida; Ostreidae
Exons: 6
Coding region: 1-2256 (751 amino acids)
Source: RefSeq, a predicted model, not a curated record
AUGUUUUCGAACCUUGCUCUGAUUGUGUAUGAAAGAGAAGAUGCCAAGUAUGUCCUAGAACUAGAAGAGGAUUUCAAUCCGAAAUCAUCAAGUCUCUUAUUGACUCAUCGGCUGCUGCAGUUUUUAAAUUUUGACAAUCUUCAAAAGAAAUUACGAUCUCUAGAGACCAAAGUUAUUUUAGUUAAUCCUAGUACUCUUUGUGAUAGAUAUGCUACAGAGGGUCUAAUAUGCAUCUACCGAGUAGACGUGAAACAUUCCAACAAACAGCUUAUAGUGCAAGAGACCAAAGAUUCCUUUGACAAAUUCAGAAGGAUAAAGCAUUUGCCUCGGGCAUUUCUCGUAACCAGCCAUUCUAUGUCUGUUAUAGAUGCAAAGCUAGCUGUUUACAGAAAAUACAAGGACAUUUUUGAAGGCAACAAUAUAAGAAUAAUCCAUAAAUUAGAUCCAAGCGAGGAAUUUCCUUUAUUCUGCGCAAAAUAUGAGAUAGAACUCUUUCAACGUCGGAUUGAAACUGUUGUAGAAAACAUACAGUUGAAAGAACUGGAAAAAAUAGUGAAAAAUGCUGCAAACAAAGCUUUAUCAAAGGAAGAAAUUCAAAAAAAUAUGCUAGAUGUAGAUCAGAACGAAGCAUAUAAAAUAAACGUUUUGAAAGUUUUCACAAAUGAGGAUAUAGACAUGAAAGAUAUCGCUGCCAUUGUAGUGACUGCUUUUUCAAAAAUAUUUAACUUUCUUCUGGGUAUAAUUUUCGACGCCAAUCUUAGAGAGCAUUUUGUACAUUUUCUUUGGUCUGAAAAUGUCAACUCCACGAAAUGGCGGAACGAAGUAGCAAAAGAAAUAUAUGAGAAUAUAUCAGUAAAGAAAGAAGAAAUAAUCGCUAAUAUAUUUACAGAAAUGGUACCAAUCUGGGGUCAAACUGAAAUCCUAUUGGGAAAAAUCAGUAACAAAGUGACCAUUGCUAGCAGAGAGAUAUUGAUUGCAGACCAAAGAAAGCUUAUAGCUGAAUGGAUGCUUCGAGAAUUUCGAAUAGAGAAUAUUGAAAGAUGUCCAUCGAUUCUUCACUUUAUAGCAGGGAGAAAGAAAGAUUCAAUCAUUAUGAAAGUAUUUUUAGAAAAGUAUGAAGUCGAGUCGGAAAAAUUUUGUAAAGAAAAUGCAGUCAACAUCCCGGAUGGUGCGAUAUUUGAAUUUAUUGAUGUAACGUUGCAAACAGAUUCCAAAGGAAGUCCUGCCUUUGUACAUGGAGAGAAAAAAAAAGGUUUCCAUAUAAAGCAUAACACAAAGAAACGCAUUAAAGAGAUUUUAAAAGAUAAAAAAGACGAACUCUUUGCGAAACAUUCAAGUUUAAUGUCAAUAAGCACGAGACCAAAAAAAUUUUCCGAAGAUCUUUUCAAUUAUGAAGCACGUAUAGUUUUACAUUGCCUUGAUACAAAUUUAAUUCCUUUUGGAGAAGACCCAUUACCAAAAUGUAUCGAAGGGUUUGAAUGCGACAUUCGAGAAAGUUUCAUCCAGUUUGGAUUAUGCACAAAUUGUAAAGCUUUAGAUCAUGGAUGCAGCGUUGGGAGAUAUGGAGAAGUUUCAUCAGGGUCUUUGGGAUUCUUUGCAAAGAAACGAUCUCUUUCUUGUCAUAACGGAUUUCUUACCGCAGCUCAUGUAGCAUUAACAAAUGAUGUCAUUGCAGAACUAAAUGAAAGAAGACUUUCAGAUUAUUCUUCUGAAAAUCAAAGUUAUAAAAUUGUUCAUCCAUCGUUUGAAGACUGUGCUUCUAACAAUAUUAUUGGGGAAGUGGAAGAUUCUUUUUUUGGAAAUUACGAUACUACUGGAAUAGAUGCAGCUUUUAUCAGAACUGAUGCAUUCAAGGAUGAAAGACAAUUGUAUGAGUCAUCUUGCAGUUUUGACAUGGAUUCUGAUGAAGAGUACGAUGUUGUCAAAAAGGGAAGAACAACUGGCGAAACAAGAGGAACAUUAAAAGAUUGUACAUUUUUCAUCCGUAAAAUUUUUCCAGGCCGUGCCGGAAUUUAUCUUGUACUUGACAAUUGUUAUUCAAUUUAUGAUUCAAAUUCCCAAAUUUUCUUUUUACCCGGAGAUUCGGGAGCUGCCGUGUACGUCUUCAAUAAAUCGGACAAUACUCGACAACCACUGGGACUUGCAUUUGGUAAAAUGACGAACUUUCCAAUAACCUUUGUUUGUCCCAUUGACAAAAUUGCUGAUGUCUUGAAUCUUUCUAUUCUUCAACCUGCGGAACCAAUGGAUAUUCCUUAGUUU